Molecule: messenger RNA, 776 nt
Organism: Sycon ciliatum
Lineage: Eukaryota; Metazoa; Porifera; Calcarea; Leucosolenida; Sycettidae
Product: adhesive plaque matrix protein 2-like
Exons: 5
Coding region: 167-511 (114 amino acids)
Source: RefSeq, a predicted model, not a curated record
UUAGUUGGAUACCUGGGUUGGAAUCACAACGAAGUCGGCCCAUAAUUAUUUUACCAUCCUGAGCAGCCCUGACGGAAGUGGACGUCAGAGUGCUGAUCAUAGAUUUGCGGAGUGGUUCAAAGCUGAUACCUUCGGAACAGUGGCUGUUCGUGAUCGAAGCUCGACCAUGUCAAGUGCAACGCUAGUCGGUGUCUUCAUGGCAUUGACGUGUCUUGUCUACUCAUCAAACGCUGGGCCGCCAGGUCGUCCAAGUGGCAUUGGUCCAGAUCAGCCAGACUAUCGCAACACUAGGUGCUAUCCGAGAUGUGUGUAUGGCUUCUGCGAUGGAGGGAGAUGCCGAUGUGAACCAGGCUACAAGGGACGCACUUGCUCUGAGAGAAUUGCUACUGUGUCCUGUUAUGGAGGAUGUGCCAACGGUGGUACAUGUCGCUACGGAUCAUGCAGUUGCAGACCUGGCUUCAGUGGUAGCUCUUGCCAAACCUGUCAGCCAAUUGAAUUGCGGGGAGGGUGAGACCAACCAUGGAAAAGAGGGAGAAAAAAACAACAAAGAAACACGUACACUAAAGGGGAAGCAUAAGGUCUAUUAUAGAUACACUUAUAGCUAAAUGGUUUGGCCAAGAGUUCUAAUCCAUCGCAUCUGCACAUUUGCUUCAGUAUAAUAAACGCAAAAAAACUUGCCAUCUCUUCACAGCUGUGUGCAUGUUGUUAUGGUCUUAUUGUGUAUGUCUCUAGCCCGGACCUGCUCCCCGGCCUGUAGGAAUGGUGGUACGUGUACA